Messenger RNA from Echinostoma caproni, 620 nucleotides. Lineage: Eukaryota; Metazoa; Platyhelminthes; Trematoda; Plagiorchiida; Echinostomatidae. The record is from the annotation of a GenBank genome assembly.
GUGUCCUCUAUAGAGCUCAGAUUGUCCCAGCACAGUUCCUUUGCUCUGUUGACCAAGUCGUCAAUGUUGAUGUUUUGGACCCGUCCAGUUCCAGUUUUGGGCUUCGGGGUUUCUACUCGGUGAAAUUUGAAGAACACCGGUACCAUCACAUGCUGCGCGAGGGUACUUGUCCGGGUCUUAUCCUGUUGCGUGCUUUGUUUUUCCUACCAUCCCUGGAAUCCUCAAGUCAGGAGAAUUCCAAGUAUGAAUCUCAGACGGAUGCUGCCGGUGCACCUCCCGCUGGUAAGUCCGAUAACUGGCGUGAUUGUGGUGACGUUGAUGUUAAUGUUGAGCUUAAGUUGGAGUUGGAGAUUGUAAAACUCGAGGUUGAGGCAGCUGGCGCUAUGCGUAGAGCAGCGGAGGCUAAAAGUAGAGCAGCUGAGUUACUACGUCAUGGAGCGAAGAUUGAAUAUGUUAAAACCGUACCAUUACCUUGUCAUAUAGGAGGUAGUUCUCCUGAGCUCCCUGUAAUUGAUCCCGGUUGUUCUGAUAGGGAGAAGUGUAAUGGUUCUGCAGGUCUGAAGUCACCUGGGGUCAAGAAUCCCACAAUUGAGGACAUGGAUAAGCUCGACCUCUUAUUG